Molecule: messenger RNA, 3690 nt
Organism: Chlamydomonas reinhardtii
Lineage: Eukaryota; Viridiplantae; Chlorophyta; Chlorophyceae; Chlamydomonadales; Chlamydomonadaceae
Exons: 4
Coding region: 310-2301 (663 amino acids)
Cellular component (GO): mitochondrial inner membrane
Molecular function (GO): S-adenosyl-L-methionine transmembrane transporter activity
Source: RefSeq, a predicted model, not a curated record
CCGGAAGGCCGACAUUACACGGCCUCAGGGAGCAGCGGCACAUUAGUUCAGCGAUUUGUGUUUCUGGACUUAGCUUCCACGAAACGAUUUCGCCAUGCACUGAGAAUUCUUUAUCUGUCUCAAUCCGUAGACGUUUGACGUUCCGGAGCGCAAGGCAGCAAGUGAGCUGGGCACUUAUAUUUGGAGCGGCCCUGAAGGUCGCAUCAAGCCACAGCCUAUUCCAGUCCUAUUCGCACCUUUUCGGCGUCCAACGCGGGCUUCGGGCAAGCAGGUCGUCGGGAGCUCUGCUAUACACACACACAGAUAACGAUGUCCACACUCAUUCUAGACGGCGAUGCCGCUGUGGCAAACUCGGAGGUCUUGCUGCAGAAGGUCAUAGUGGUCACCGUCGCGAGUGGCUUGCACGUCUUCCGAUCGCUAGAAAGCAUCAAGACAAGUCUGUCGGAUGCCCUCAGAAGCGGGCAGGGCGCGGAAAGCGCAGACUCGGCAGGCCCGAGCGCAACCGCUGAAGUCGGAGGGCCCGCAGCAGGCCUGCUCUUGAAUCGAGAUAGAGCAGCAGCGCAUUCCAACCGACGAAGCAUGGACUAUCACGAUGGAGGAAGCGACCGCGACUUCACCCACCUUCGUCCGGUGUCCGCGACGGAUGACAUGUGCAUGGCAUCUUCCGGUUCCAGUGCGGACACUUGGGAGACGAUGGCGGCACAGCACGCAUGCUUUUCCGAAUGUCGCGAGAUGUCGCGGUCUCUGCCAAGCGCUGGCACGCUGGGUCAGAGCACUUUCGCACCGACUGGUCCGCUGGCAUGGCUCGCGAGCGUGCCCUCCUUCCUUGCCGCUUCGGCAGCCGGCGAGCUGCAGCAUCACCACCACCAGCCGUGGUUCGAGAUUUCGCCAUCAUCUCGCCACUCUACUGCGCAAGCGCACGCGGCCUCGACGAGCGCUAGCCAGGCGCAGCUGACGGGGCAUCGCCGCCAGGUCACUAAGGGGACGAGCAGCGGCCGGAGCCGCGGCAACGGCAAGCAGCAGCAGCAGGAGUCAUACGCUGGCCCUGCCUCCGCCUUUGCCUCCGCAACCUGCACCGCAGCCUGCUCCUCCUCCGCCACCGCCGUCGCGGCCAGCAACUUUGCAGCGCCUGGCUGGCUGCAGGCUGCGACGGUGGCUGCGGGUGCGGCCUCGCGCACCCUGGCGCAGGUGGCCAUCCACCCCCUGGACACAGUCAAGACCCGAAUGCAGGUGUCCAUCCCCGCGUCGCAGCUGCAGGUGUGGCGCGCCGUCAUGUCCUGCGCUGCCACCCGCCGCGCCGCGCUGGUGGCCUGGGCUGGCCCCGCCGGCGCGCGCGACCUCUUCCUCGGCCUCUCGGGCGCCGUGGGCGGCACGCUGCCCUCAGCCGCGCUGUUCUUCGCAACAGAGGCCGCGGCGCGACCUGCCCUGGCGGGGCUGCUGGGCUGCGAGGCAGACGCGGCGCCGGCGCGGCUGCUGGCGUCGGCGGCGGCCGCCGCGGCGUCGGCUCUGAUCCGUGUGCCGGCGGAUGUGCUGAAGCACCGCGUGCAGGCGUACGUGUACCCCAGCGUCACUGCGGCCGCGCGCGACAUCGUGUCCCGCCGCGGCCUGGCGGGGCUGUAUGCGGGCUUUGGCGCCACGCUGCUCCGCGACGCGCCCGAGCUGGUGAUCCAGUUUACCGCCUACACACAGCUCAAGGCCCUGCUGCACAAGGCCGCUAACGCCAACAAGAACAACAGCGCCAACCAAAACACCAAAAAUAUCAGCAGCAGCACUAGCAGUAGCAGCGGGCAGCAGCAGCAGCAGCAGCAGGUGGGCGGUUCCGCCGCCACCGCCGCGGCCAUGGUGGAGCACCUGGCAGUGGGCGGCGCCGCCGGCGCGGCGGCGGCGCUAGCCACCACGCCACUAGACGUGAUCAAAACGCAGCUGCAGUGCGGCGGCGCCAGCACUGUGGGAGGCGCUGUAGCGAACGUGCUGCGGGCCAGCGGCGGCAGCCCGGCGGCGCUGUUUGCAGGGCUGGGGCCGCGGCUGCUGCAGACCACUCUGUGCUCGGCGCUGUUUUUCACAUGCUACGAGGCGAGCAAGGUACGGCUGGGGGAGCUGGCGGCGGCGCAGCGCGCGCAGCAGGCGCAGGCGCUGCAGGCUGCGCAGCAGGAGGCGGAGAGGGCGGUGGUGGUCGCGGCGGUGGCGCAGCAGCAGCAGGGCGGCGGUGGGCGGUUCUGGCGGCGGCGGCGGCACACCGGCAGCAGCAGCGGCAGCGGGUCAGAUCUGUGGGAGGCGCGUGCUGAGCUGCAUGACGCUUAAGCCCACGGCCGCGGAGCUUGUCGCACCGAGCUUAUAUCUUACCAUGAAUCCUGAGAAGAAUAUCUGGCAACUGAGUUAAUCUGACAAACCUGCUGACGAUUGCGUAAAUAGGAGUGCUGCGGCCGGCUGUGAUUGGGCCGGCCGUGAGCAAUGCACGGCGGUGAUACCGGACUGUGCGUGCUUGAGACUGUAAGGCUGACUGCAGUGGAAGGGGCGGUGCACAUUGGGUGUCUGUAAGUAUCGAUUGCGUUUAGCUGCGCAGGGACGUAGACAAGGCGUAGGGAAGGUAGCAGGGCUGGAACAUGGGGGUCCUGAACGAAGGGCCAGUAGCGAAGUAGGUUGGCGCUUAUGGGAAGUACACACGUAGUUUGCACGGUAGUGAGCCGGGGAUUGCGCUUUCAUAGGUGAUGCUGAUUUGCAACAUGUUUUGGGGGGCAUACGGCAGGAUUAGUAGCUGCAGCUGUGCGUUAGAUUUAUCUUGGCUUAUAGGGCGGCGUUUCCUUUGGUGGGCACGUGAACUCUUCGUUGCGCAUGCAUUUCGUCGUGCGGGGCCGUGCUCUCUACCCUGAGAAGAUAAACCACCAUCCAGGGGGCCGGCCUCGUAUCGGUAAUUCUCUUGCACGUUUGCGUGCUGUUCACUGGCAGCGGUCAUUUGCGUAGCGUAGUUUCGCUGUGUUUGUACUAUUACAGGUUUGGUGGUCCGGGACAGGCAUUUCCCUCGUAGGGAGCGUAAGAAGUACCGGACCCCCCUGGCAAUGCUGAAGCGGACGAGUUUGCAUGCAGUAGUUACCUCUUCUUCAUCUGUGGCUGCAUGUGGUUUGGUUGCAAGAUAGAUUACCAUGACUUCAGCUUGACAUCCUUUGCGGCAGGUACCCUGGCCGCUGCCUCACAACACUAGCUCCGGUUGUCCUGCAACCUGUCACACACCUCGCCCUCCCUCGGCUGCUUUACCCACAUUGGAGCAGGCUGAUGGGGCGUGUGUGCGUGUCGGGCUUGCGCAACGGAGCUAGGGCGGACAUGGGUGCCUGGCCGGCUUUGCGUUACCCUCACUAGGGCACCAACUCAGUUGACAUGAGGAGACCUUGACGGUCUGACCCGUGUCCGGAGUGGGUGCGCGCAACCGCAUCACAUCACGCGUCGAAGGAGGGGGCUAGCUAGCUGUUCGUAUGGUGGUUGCCGCGCUGUCACUCGGUACAGUGACGUGCAGCACCAUAUCGAUAUGUUGACAAGAUGCACUCAUGCAUAGCUAAUGAUGGUGCAUUGUCCCUGACAAUGUGCGGGAUGUCAAACACACUUUUGACCAGUGACCUGUGUACCGUAAUAUAUGCAUAAGAUGGGUGACAUUUGUGUGUGUGUUCGGGGGUUGUGGGCAUGUAACUUGACGGUGCC